Molecule: messenger RNA, 1637 nt
Organism: Hibiscus syriacus
Lineage: Eukaryota; Viridiplantae; Streptophyta; Magnoliopsida; Malvales; Malvaceae
Product: indole-3-pyruvate monooxygenase YUCCA6-like
Exons: 4
Coding region: 1-1299 (432 amino acids)
Biological process (GO): auxin biosynthetic process
Molecular function (GO): flavin adenine dinucleotide binding; NADP binding; N,N-dimethylaniline monooxygenase activity
Source: RefSeq, a predicted model, not a curated record
AUGAUUAAGCUUAACCCUUUGUUCAUGAAGUACUGGUUGAGAGAAAUUGAAGGAAAACAAGCUCAUGAUCCCAUAUUCAUGGAGAAGAUGAAGUCUUUGUCGUCUCGUUGUUUAUACGUUCCGGGGCCGGUUAUCGUCGGCGCGGGGCCUUCGGGUCUAGCGACGGCGGCUUGCCUGAAAGAGAAAGGAGUCCCGAGUCUAAUCCUAGAGAGAUCCAACUGCAUAGCAUCUUUGUGGCAACUCAAGACAUACGAUCGUCUUCGUCUUCACUUGCCGAAGCAAUUCUGCGAGCUUCCAUUGAUGGGGUUCCCCACUGAUUUCCCUACGUACCCCAGUAAGCAACAAUUCGUGGACUACUUGGAAGCCUACGCUAGGAAAUUCGAUAUCGAGCCAAAGUUCAAUGAGACGGUUUCGCAGGCGGAGUACGACGGAACGCUGGGGUUCUGGCGGGUGAGAAGCAUUGGGGUUAAAGGGGAGGCGAUGGAAUACGUGUGUCGGUGGCUGGUGGUGGCGACAGGGGAGAAUGCGGAGGCGUUGAUGCCGGAGGUGGAAGGAAUGGGGAAAUUCGGAGGGGAAAUAAGGCAUACGAGUUCGUACAAAAGUGGAGAAGAGUUUAGAGGGAAAAGGGUUUUGGUGGUGGGGUGUGGGAACUCAGGCAUGGAGGUAUGCUUGGAUCUUUGCAAUCAUAAUGCAAAGCCUUCACUUGUGGUCAGAGAUUCUGUUCAUGUCCUCCCACAAGAGAUGCUAGGGAUAUCUACUUUCGGGUUGUCCAUGUGGCUGCUCAAAUGGAUGCCGUUGCGGCUGGUCGACCUCUUCUUGCUGAUAGUGUCUCGGUUGAUUCUUGGCGACACUGCUCGUCUCGGAUUGGCCCGGCCGAAGUUGGGUCCCCUUGAACUCAAGAAUCUGUCGGGGAAAACACCAGUUUUGGAUGUUGGGACGCUUGCUAAAAUCAAAAGUGGAGACAUUGAGGUACGUCCAAGCAUAAAGAGCCUAAAACGACAUGCUGUGGAGUUUUCCAAUGGCAAAACUGAGAACUUCGAUGCAAUCAUAUUAGCAACUGGUUAUAAAAGCAAUGUACCCUCUUGGCUAAAGGAAAAAGAGAUGUUCUCGGAGAAAGAUGGGUACCCUCGAAGGCCAUUCCCUAAUGGGUGGAAAGGUGAAUGUGGGCUAUACGCCGUGGGGUUCACUAAACGUGGAUUGUUAGGCACAUCAAUGGAUGCCAUGAAGAUUGCACAAGACAUUCAAUGCUGUUGGAAUGAAGAGGCAAUGCAUCUUUUGCACCAAUCUUCACCACUAUGAUCUCUUCUUUUUUGGAGUUGUUUCGAGAUAAGAGAUAAACGGAUGCAUAGUACAUGUGGGGCAGCCGUGGAUUUCGAUAUUGAACACGUAUCCACGCCCGAAACUUGUUGGGAAGAUGCCUUCUAAUUCGAUCGAUUAUAAGAAGUAAAGGGUUGAAAAUAGAGGGGGUUUGAUGAAAGGGAGAGAGUUGUCUCGGUGAACCCUUUAGCUUGAUUUUGAAGAUGACACCAGAUAAGCCAGCUACCUGGUCAUGUUGAUUGAGAGAGACAAAGGGUUGGUGCUAUUUUGGUUUGUGGGGGGAGACCUUAGUUAUUGUACAUUACUAAUACUAUUUCAUU